AUGUGUACAGCAGUUUGUCAACGUUGGAUAAAACAUGCUACCAUUAUAAACAACUGCUAUCCCACAAAUCCAGAAGAAAAUUCCCCAAAAUCUAGUGAACUAUCGCGUUUGGUAUGGUACGCCAAAUCCCGACCCGCAAAACUGACUAAAUGUGGGGUAUUCCUGGAAAAGAGAAUCAGUGGCGACGUGGCGAAGAAAAAGAAACAAGAUCUAGGAAUCUCCCUGGAAAUCAUAAAGACACUCAUAAGGGAAUGUAAUGAAGGCCUCAAUAUGUUCUCCAAAAAUGUUGUCAAAAUCAUUAUCGCUACUUUGAAUACGGAAGAUAUUGAUCUGGUCGGCCGUGCUGCCUCUACUUUUAUCAUAUUUUGCGCACAUCACGAUGGCUCUACACUCGGUGUUGACAAUGAGUUUACCCAAAACUACGAAGAGUUGAUCAGACUGUUUUCAAAAUACGCCGAGCGCAAAGGCGAUGAUGAAGACAUUGAGAUGAGGUAUCGUUCGAUCGGUUUACAUGCUUUACAAGCGGUGACGACAUCGUCAGCAAACUAUUCACAGACUCAGCUUGAAUCGAUUGUCCCUGCCAUAUUAUACAAUCUUACUGAUCCGAGUAUCGGCCUUGAAGCGUUGCAAAAACGUGAUUCACUCGACCACGAGUCUAUGCCAAACCAAAGAUUAUCUAUAACAAUAGAGGCAGUAACAGCAGAGGCUAACGCACGCCUUGCAUAUCAUUGCCUGAAACAAUUAUUCAAUCCAUCAAAGCUCAUCCACGUCGAAUGGUCGGUACAACCAAUAUUUGUCUUUUUGGAUAAAAACAAAAUGUGGUGGCCAGAAUCAUUUGGAAUCACCCUCGUUCUGAGUAUAUUGUCCAUGCUACCACCCCAAGAUCGAUAUACUCUUGUAUCAGUUAUAAAAGGACAGCUAGAAUAUACGCCCGAAUUCACUCCCCAAAAAGCAACUUUGGUGGAGAUGCUCUCAUCCAUUCUUACCAGCCCAUUAACUCUCGCGGGAUUACCCAUUUUAGAGGUGUUGGAUUGUUUACUACGCUUGGUAUUAAAAUUGAGAAAAGCGGACAAUUUCAUCGAUGAGAAAGGCUCUCUUAAAGAAGAGAUCAACCAAGAGAACAUGGAAAAGGUUGAUAAUGGAACUGAGAAUAAAUUAGAAAAGAUUACUUUACAAGAGCUGUACAGGUCUAUUGGCGGUCUAGCGACCCACAUUUAUUACAAUAACCAGAUAACGGACAUCAUACAUCACAUAGUCAAAUGUCUAUGCUUGGAACAGGCACUUCCAUCUUCGGGCAUCGAUAAUCCAAUAACCGAAAAUACGCCGACACCUGAAGAACGUAAAACACUCCUUAAAUGUCUUAGUCUAGUUGUUCAAAAAAAUCAGCUCGAAUCACUUCCUAUCGAAGUACCGGUUGAAGUAUUUCAGGAUAGUCUGCAACUGUGUCUUGACACUGACGUCAGAGUAAGAAGGGCCUACACGAGUGUCUUGGUAAUGUUCCUUAACAGCGAGAUAUCAAAGAACUUGAGGGAUAGUGCACAAGACUGUUUAAAGCAUCUCAGUAAAGAUACGAUACAAUUUUUGAAUAUGAUACACGUAUCCCUGUAUCAUUAUGCUUUACUGGAUAACGCAGAGGCUUCGGACUAUAUUGCACUGUUGGACAUUUUAAAAGCACUAUUGGUUAGGUUUAGAGGCGAGCAACUUGUCAGAGCCGUACCUUUUCUGUUCAAGUUACAGUCGGAUGCUGCAGAAUUGCAUGUCGAUGGUGUUCGGCAACGAGCACUUGCAAGUGGCAUAUUGCGAUAUUUCCAAGAUGUUGCAACAAUGUUUGAUUUGCCUGAUUUACAGACGUAUCUCGGAAAGAUUCAAGAUGAACGCCUCUCCAAGAACCAAUGGUCUCUUGACAUAAAUCCACCCACUCCCACCAUCGACGAGUCUGACCUUGCUCCGGUUGACCUCUGGCUCGAUCGCUCAGCCAUAGUAGCCCACCUUGUUAAUCUUAAAGAUCUCGGCGAGAUUGUUGGCUCGAAUCUAUCAGAGAAAUUGAUGACCGAAUGGACACCCGAAGGAGGGUUUGAGAAUAUUAAACGCGAAGUCUAUAGAAUACGAGCAGCAGAUAUGGCAGAUGCUCAUAGAUUCACAUCGAUAAUGGCGAUGGAAAAUGGCUCGGGUGAAUUGCAGAAAACGGACAAAAAGGUGACUGAUUUCCAGAAUGCAUUGGAUGGCCAGAUGAACGAUUAUUCAAGUGAGCGGACAUCCGUUACGUCCGAUAUGGAGAGUGUGACCAUUCAGCUGUCUGCUGGGUUAGGAGGGACGAAGAGAAAAAUAAAGGAAAAGCUUUCCAAGAAGCGGCAAGAGGUUACAGCUUUUUUAAAUACGAUUGAUCCAAGUUCAAGCAGAAAGAUAAUAGAUCCACCAUAUCUCCGUUCCAUGCGACACCAAAGUAGAACGUAA
Molecule: messenger RNA, 2454 nt
Organism: Paraglomus occultum
Lineage: Eukaryota; Fungi; Glomeromycota; Glomeromycetes; Paraglomerales; Paraglomeraceae
Source: the annotation of a GenBank genome assembly